Solanum stenotomum is the source of this 1289-nucleotide messenger RNA. RefSeq lists its product as uncharacterized. The transcript has 2 exons. Bases 96 to 1025 code for a protein of 309 amino acids. Lineage: Eukaryota; Viridiplantae; Streptophyta; Magnoliopsida; Solanales; Solanaceae. The record is from RefSeq and is a predicted model, not a curated record.
AAAAGACACAAAGUUUCUAUAUAAAGAGAGAGUUACCAACCUCAGCACAAUACAAUUCAUUGACAUCAUUUCUAUCUCUUACACAACCAUUUUCCAUGGAAUUCUUUUCCAAUCAUCUAUCCUUCUUCUUCUUCCUCUUAAUUACUCUCUUAUCUUCAUGUCAAAUUCAUGCUAGAGACAACCAAUUCUUUAACAAAAUCCCCACCACCAACAUUAACAAUGAUCAUAGUGAAAAAGAAACAAAAGUAGUAGUAACUCCAAACAAAAACCAAGAACCAAAUUUCAUUCCUAAAAAUGAAAAUGCUUAUGGUGUUUAUGGUCAUGAGUUAGGUCAAUUGCCACCUUCCACCCCCACAACUAACCUUAUUCCUAACAACAAGUACCUUCCCAAGAAUUACAACUCUGUGGCUUAUGUUACUGUCCCUCAGUACAACACUGAUGAAACCAACACCAUGAAUAGUAACAACCAACGCUAUAAUAGUGGUCGUGGUAUUAGUUCUGAUCACGACCACUAUUAUAUAGGUGACAAUACUUAUAACAAUAACGACAACAACAAUAAUAAUGAGUAUUAUAUUAAUGGCAACACUUACGACCACUACUACAAAAGUGACAAUAAUGACGACAACAACAACAACAAUAAUCAGUACUACAACAGUGUCAACACCUAUAACGAACAAUAUCACAAUGGUGGCAAGGCUGGCUCUAAGGUCAUGACCACUUCCACAGAGUCAUACCUAAAUGGUGAUGGCCGCGAAUACUACUACAUCAAAAAAGAUCAGUUGCAGGACAUGAAUGAGCCAAGAUUAAUGGACAAAGGCUACGCGACCGCCACCUCCUACAAGAAUGGUGGCAAUAAUUUCUAUUACAACAAUCAAGAACAAAGUCCCAACACAAAGAAGUAUGUCAAGAAUCCAUAUGAAAAAUCAAGAGAAUUUGCAAACUCCUAUAUUGGUAACAAUGAGUUAAGCAACAACAACAACAACAACUUUGUGAACUAUGAGAAUGAUGAAGAACACAUGCCUUGAGUUUUCUUUUUCUAAAAAACAAAUUUUCAAUAGUUUUAAAUUAAGUGAGCAACAUGUGUCAUGAGUUUCAAUCAUCAUGAGUGUUUCAUUUUCAAUUUUGAGUUAUGUUUAGUAGGUAAAAUGUUAAUGUAUUUUUAAGAUCUAUGUACCGGCGAUAUAAAUCAUGUUUACAGACUUAUUUGAUACUGAAACAUCGUAAUUGAGUCUAUAAUAUGGUGUAAGUGUAUAUAUAGUAAUUGUUUUAAUGAGCUUGGAAAAAGCUAC